AUGCAGAAGAUCUUAAACAACCUUAUGGACAUUAUCAAACAAGAAUUACUACAAGCAGCACACUCACACUUAGGACAUGAAACUCACAUAGCACAACCAACAUGUAGGUGUGAUAUGUGCUUACCAACACCCUAUGAGAUUAAGAUUGAGAGGUCAGUGACAAAAAAGCAGGGUGAUAUUAAGGUUCUGAAGAGUAUAGUAUUAUGGGCUGCAGCAGAUGGUGUAUUGGAUUCGUGGGGGAUUGAGAUGGUUCUUCAAAAUGUUUCUUUAUCUCUUCAUGAAGAUGACAAUUUUCAGGGACACAUGUUAUUUGGUCUUCACUCUCUCCUGCUCUUGUUAGCAAGGAAAUUAGAAGAACUAGGGCAUGAAAUAUAUUCAGAUGGCUGUAGCUGCGGUUGGGACACAUCACAGUUACCUGAAUCACAGCACAGUGAUAUCCAUAGAUAUACAUCAGGCACUGUUGUCAGAUGGGUUCAGGGAGAAUGCUACGUGCUCUUGGCAUCAACUGAGGCUGAGGCAGAAAUGUACCAUGACACAGAGCAAGAAGGACAGGCAGAUGAAGACCAAGAGGGGAAACAUGAAGGAGGCAGGGACAGCAUAGAAGACUCCUAUGCACAAGAAUAUGCGAGCAGUGAGAAGGAUAGUGUCCAUGACAACAGUCAUCUUGACCAAGAAAGAUGUGAUGACAACCACUUCAAAGACCAGGAAGAGUCUAUUUCUCCCAGUGCUUCUAGCUGCAAAAGCUCAAAGGAAAGAGAGGAUUUGGCAAGUGGAGAGGAAAAUGAAGAGAGUGAAGACUGCUUGUGCUCUUCCUCAGCAGUACAUGACACAAACACCCCUGUAAAUAUGACAGAUUACAGAGUUGAGAGGAAUAGUAUCAGUGAUGAUGAGACUAAUAAACAAAAACAGGGAGACUCACAAAAUAUACCUGGUAACUGGUCAGGCUGCCAGGUUCAUUCAUGUAGUGUUAAGGAGAAUAAAUACAAAAAGGAUAUGGUUCAUAAAAUGAGCUUUGAGACAUUUCAAAAAUCAGCUGAACAUGAAGCCAUAGAAGAUGAAUAUGAAGACCAAGGAAAGAAUCAACCUGACAGAGACGAAUCAGCAGAUCUUUCCUAUGAAGGAGAAGACUUGCAAAAAACUAGUGUCAUUAAACAGGAAGUAGAAAAUCUAGAAGAGAGUAUUUCUCCAAAUUCUGAUGCUACAAAUGAAUUUUCAGAAGGAGCUGGCCAUGAGAUCAAUGAUGAAGAACAUGGUGAUAUCAGAGCAGAAGUUGACUUACCCUCACUUGAAAACCAAAAAUUCCCAUUGCAGAAAACCAACAGUGGUAAUGAGGAGAUUAGAAGUUACUUGGAAAAUGAAAGUUUAGAAGAUUAUAGAGACAAUAGAAUAUACAAAGGAGCAAUAAGAAAAACUUCAGUUAGUCAGCAGGAAGAGAAUAUUGCUGAAGAAAAUGAGAAAGGAGAAAGCACUGAAGACAUGGAAUUUGAGAACAGAGAUUAUGUUGUAUUCAAUGAAAGCAAAAGUGAUAAUGAAGCAACAAGUGAUAAUGAGAUAAAUGAUGAAAUGGCAAGUGAAACAGCCAUGAGUGAAGAUGAAAUGAGAGAGCCUGAGCCUGACCACAUGGAUCACCUUCAAGAACAGCCUGAAGUUAUUGGUCCACCAGAGUCUAAUAGAGAGCCUAGCUUAAGAGAAGGCCUGUGUGAAGACAGCAUUGAUGGGGAUAACAGCUGUACUCUCAUCAUCCAUGAGGAGGAGACGGUUGAGGGCCUCUCCAGCUCACACUUCCAAAAGGAUGGAGAUUCACAAGAGAACAUGAAUUGCAUUUUAGAGGAUAGAACUAAUAGGAUAUUGAAUGCUCAUGAAGAUGCACAGAGUUCAGAUGCAGUUGAUAUUCCCUUUGGAUAUUGUUCAGUGCUCAAGGAUAAAAAAAUGGAAAUCUUUGGCCUGCAGGACCAGACCAGUUUGUGCAAUAGCAGCGCCUUACAGUUACAGAAAAAGGAAAGUAAGGGGAACUAUGUAGCUGAACAGCAAAAUGAGUUUGAGGAUGAUGAUGAAAGCGAUGAUGACUCCAGUUCUGUCACUUCCAGUAGCUCCUCAUCAUCUUCCUCCUCUUCUAGCUCUUCAUCAAGUAGUGAUGAUGAUGACAGGAUAAGUUUCAAACAGAGAGUGGAAAGAGCUGCCCAGGCUGCCAGAGACCAAGCUGCACGGGAAGCAGAGGCAUCAGCAGCUGCUCUAAUGUCUGCUCUGACAAAUGAUCAUGUGCCAGACCAGAGCACAGACAUGCAAAUCAAGGAGCAGUUGACUGAACCACCAAUACAACCUCAAGAGUUACCAGGUCAGACCAAGCCGGAUAAUACACCAAUAAUAGAGCACAUGGAUUCAGACUCGGCAAGAUCUUCUCCCUCAGAAGACAUGGUCCAGCACAACGAAGACACAGUAGCUGCCACGGCUACAAGCUCAGUUUCCCAUGUGCAGCACAAGGUCUAG
Molecule: messenger RNA, 2487 nt
Organism: Penaeus indicus
Lineage: Eukaryota; Metazoa; Arthropoda; Malacostraca; Decapoda; Penaeidae
Product: protein starmaker-like
Exons: 7
Coding region: 1-2487 (828 amino acids)
Source: RefSeq, a predicted model, not a curated record